CUCUCCUCUCCUCUGCCCCGUCCAUCCCGAUCUCAGGCUCUCUUCCCGGCCGAUAUGCAAUUCAUUUUCUCUGCCGCGUCCAUUCCGUGCAUUCUCGGAAGCGUAACUCGUCGCCACGCACCAGCGAUGCCCAAUCUUGAUCCCCGCGCGAUGGGCGGUGCAGAACGAGACGGGGCGGGACCUAGGCAACGGCCUCCUGCGCCGUGAAACGUUCUGGAUCCGUUUACGCCUCUCUCGGCUCCGCCAAAGCUGUAACUCCCACGCGAGUUUCAGUGCAUACACUGUCGAGAGCUGAGGUGAAUCACACCGCGUCGGGCCGAGCACAGCUGAGUAGGGAUGACUCGGCAGGAGGAUUCCAUGAUCGGCAGGCGUAUCGGGGCGCAGUCUCCGUUUCAACAGCAGGACCGCAAGGACUAUAAGAGGCUGGUCCCGAAUCUUGACCGGUAUUGAAACCCAACCUCUUCCACUACCCCAGAAGCAUGACAAUGUUCACAACUCGUACCCUCAUCUUCCUUGCAAUGGCAUUCUCUGCAUCCACAGCGGUGAUUGCAGCCCCAGUCACAAGUCUUCCCCCCUCAGCCGGCUCCAUGCCCUCCUCCAUCAGCCAAGCACCACCAGCGUCAACAUCGCAGGCAGCUCAUAAGUUCGCCCCCGCAUUCUGGGGACGAAUUGCAGAGCCCAAGAGAGCGGACUACACCCGAUAGACUCGUUCCCAGUCCAAUACAUCCACCACACACAUACCCCUAUCUAAAUUCGUAUACCCCCACACGUCUGGGUUCCAGCGUAUUUAUUGCCCCGUUCUAAUCCGUAAAUAAACAUUGCAGUAAGUAGAGUACAGUACGUCCGCACAGUCCGCACACUCCAGUGGGAUUGUAGAUUGUCAUAAAUUCGUCUAGUUUAGUACCUGUGAUAAGCGUGUCCCUCGGCUCAAUUCUCAAACCACAAUAUCCAGUGUACCUUCCAAAAGAGCUGGAUGCAGGCAUAUGUUCUCGCGGCAGACAGGCUGCUGAUCUUAAAGGCUUGGAUCCAACGCUAUACAAA
Molecule: messenger RNA, 1041 nt
Organism: Mycena citricolor
Lineage: Eukaryota; Fungi; Basidiomycota; Agaricomycetes; Agaricales; Mycenaceae
Source: the annotation of a GenBank genome assembly